UGUGUAUAUAGAGAGAAAUAUACUUCAAUUCGUUUCCAAACCUACAUUCUCCUCCCCUCUUUCUCUCGCAAAAUGGACAGACCUCUUGUAAAAGUGAAAAAUGAAAGUCAUAGCAACCAGUACCAUCAUCCAUCAUCAUCAUUUCAUCCAAAAUCUCCAACCAACCAGGAGCAGCACCAGCAUGGUCUAAUUUCAAUGAAUGCUAUGAUCAUCAUUGUCAUCUCCAUCAUCUCCAUCUUCAUUAUCUUAGCUAUUCUUCUUAUAAUCCUUCUACUUUAUCGACUUAAAUCCGUAAGAGACAAAUCACAUCACUUAAAUUGCAAAGAAAGUUGCAGCAUCAACAAUGGUGGACCUUCUACAAGCUACAGCUAUACUUCUAGCCCUGAUGACAUCAAGAGAGAUUGUCUAUACUCAAGGAACCCAACAUCAUUCAGACAAUUGCCCCCACAUACUAAGAGUUGCAGAAGAAGCCGAGCAGAAGGAGUAGAAGUGUACACAUAUAAGGAAUUAGAGAUUGCAACGAAUAAUUUUAGCGAAGAGAAAAAGAUCGGAAGUGGAGGAUAUGGAGAUGUGUACAAGGGAGUAUUGAGUGAUGGAACUGUUGCGGCCAUUAAAAAGCUUCAUAUGCUUGAUAAUGGUAGUAACCAGAAGCACGAAGAGCGUUCCUUUAGGCUUGAGGUUGAUCUUCUUAGUCGAUUACAAUGCCAAUAUUUGGUGGAAUUACUUGGAUAUUGUGCAGAUCAAAAUCAUAGGAUCCUGGUAUAUGAAUAUAUGCCAAAUGGUACACUCGAACAUCAUCUCCACGAUCAUAGUUGUAAGAAUCUUAAGGAUAAAUCUCAGCCAUUGGAGUGGGGAACCCGGCUUAGGAUCGCCCUCGAUUGCGCCCGAGCCCUCGAGUUUCUCCAUGAAAAUACUGUCACCGCUGUGAUCCACCGGAAUUUCAAGUGUACUAACAUUGUAUUGGAUCAAGAUAAUCGAGCUAAAGUUUCAGAUUUUGGAUUGGCAAAGACUGGUUCUGAUCAAUUAAACGGUCAAAUAUCAACAAGGGUGCUCGGGACCACAGGAUACCUUGCUCCAGAGUAUGCCUCUACCGGAAAGCUUACCACAAAAUCAGAUGUUUAUAGUUAUGGAAUAGUUUUAUUACAACUCUUAACGGGUCGUACACCUAUCGAUUCAAGGCGUCCGCCUGGACAAGAUGUCCUUGUUUCUUGGGCUCUUCCAAGGCUGACCAACAGAGAGAAAGUAAGUGAAAUGGUGGAUCCAACCAUUCAAGGCCAAUACUCACAGAAAGAUCUUAUUCAGGUCGCAGCCAUAGCAGCAAUGUGCGUGCAAUCUGAAGCAGAUUACAGACCAUUGAUGACAGACGUUGUUCACUCUCUUAUUCCUCUUGUUAAAGCUUACAACCAAAGUUCUCUUUCUUCUCGGGUUCACAGCCGUAGAGAAAGCUUGUCAUAUGAAGAUAUUAUGCCCUGACACUCUUUUUAUUUACAGUCUAACACUCGUUAAAUUAAGAUUCUUUCUGCUAUUGUAUAUGUAUGGAUAAAUGAAUCAAUUUAUCAUUGUGCAAAAAUUUAUCUAUAUUAAAACAUCAGUAUUUGAUAUGAGCAUGGGGACAUCUAACUUGGAAGAUGAGCAUGUAGCCGUUGGAAAUCAAGAUCAAGUUCGAAAGGAAGCUGAAGAAAUUCUUAAAGUGUAAGGAGGUCCAAUGACCCGAGCUAAGACUAAGGCAUUUCAAAAUGCCUUAGAGGUUCUACUUAAUCAGUUUAAGUAUAAAUCAAGUGCUAAUGAGGCUACACGUUCCACAUUGGUCUGCAUUGUAGCCGGGGAUUAAGCUAGUGGGUUUAUGGGACAUUUUGUGCUCUAUUUCCCUUAGUGAGUUUUGUCCCAUUGGGUUUUCUCACUAAGGUGUUUAACGAGGCAAGUGUUCCCACAUUGUCAUUGUCCAU
Thlaspi arvense is the source of this 1946-nucleotide messenger RNA. NCBI's taxonomy places the organism in Eukaryota, Viridiplantae, Streptophyta, Magnoliopsida, Brassicales, Brassicaceae. The record is from the annotation of a GenBank genome assembly.